Molecule: messenger RNA, 133 nt
Organism: Amoebophrya sp. A25
Lineage: Eukaryota; Dinophyceae; Syndiniales; Amoebophryaceae
Source: the annotation of a GenBank genome assembly
AUGGUACACACACAGACAUACACACACAUAGACAUACAUACACCGAUCGGUGCCGGGUGCACGAACCGGACACGUGGACAUGGUUGUGGUGUUUUUAGCUUCUGGAGAAGAUCUGCAUCCUUCGUCUGGCCGG